Messenger RNA from Gloeophyllum trabeum ATCC 11539, 1236 nucleotides. RefSeq lists its product as uncharacterized. The coding region runs from base 1 to 1236 and encodes 411 amino acids. Lineage: Eukaryota; Fungi; Basidiomycota; Agaricomycetes; Gloeophyllales; Gloeophyllaceae. The record is from RefSeq and is a predicted model, not a curated record. The transcript is spliced from 2 exons.
AUGGCGUCGAACCGCACACCGCGAACUCCGACAGAAGGCGACAAGAGUAUUCAAAGACCAGCGGGCGACGGCCAGUUCUAUCUCUCACGGAGCAAUCCUGCUGUUGAACCGGCCCAUGCCACUCCUCCUCUAGACGGCCCCUCCGCGCUGCUCGGGUUAUCUGAACACCCUCAUUCGAGCCACCGCACGGCUGACACAGCGUCUUAUAACGCCCCGGCCUGGUCGCGCCAGUCGCCUUCGUCCACCUCAGACUCGUCAGCAGGGCAGAUGAUACCCCCGACGUCGUCAUUCUACGACCCUGAACAGGCUGUUGCCCAGGACGCACCAGAUUACCAGCAGUGGAUUGAUGCUUACAGCCAGGGACAGAUGCAGUACCCAGGUAAUGUGCCUAACCAGAUGACCGCGGGCGGCUACCAGCACGGGCCGCCGCACGUUGGCGACGCCCUCCACCCGCCCAUGCACCACCCGAGCUCGCAGCUGCAGGGCCAGUUCCAUUUUGUGCAGAACCCCCACUAUCCCACAAACCAUUUCGACCAAGACCACCCUGCGUACCAGCCCCGAACUCAGCGAAGAAUACCAGCGACGAGUGCCGUAUCACGGGGCCAUGGGGCACAACCGACGGGCAGUGCGGGCGACAUGUCCGCUAGUGCCCUUCAUGGGGCUAUCUCAUAUCAGGAUUAUCAAGCGCCUAACCGCUCGCCGAACGAGCCCGCGUUUUAUUAUCCCUCGAACAACUUCGAGUAUCCAUCAGAGAGCCAACAGGCUCAUUACCCCCACAGCCAGCCGCACAGCUCUUCAGAACCCAUGUCCGCGUCGACCAAUUACACGCCGUUGUCAAACUACGCAGAGCUGCACCAGUCGUCGGUGUCACCCCCUGGGGCCGCCUGGCAGGAUGACAGCGGGCAAUCGGCGCAUCCUGCGCACACCGCACAGAGCGUACCUGCACCAUCGCCGUCUUCUCUCGGAGGAUCCUUUGCCCGAUCACACCAGCCGGCUCAGAUAAAUAGCAGUGCUGGUGGACCGGCUCAGCGCCUUGUCGUCAAUACUGAGGGCGCAAAAGCAGCACUUGCGACAGGCAAGCGGCCACGCGGCGCUGCCCCCGCAGCGGCCGGUGGUCGAGGCCGGAAGCGCACUCGCAAAGAUGGCGGCGAAGGUGGCGGCGACAGCGACAGCUCGAGCGACGACGAUAUUGGUGGCGGUGCUGGACGCGCCAUGGGGAGACAAAGUCGACUGUGA